Messenger RNA from Gastrolobium bilobum, 1707 nucleotides. RefSeq lists its product as uncharacterized. Bases 1 to 1707 code for a protein of 568 amino acids. The transcript has 3 exons. The record is from RefSeq and is a predicted model, not a curated record. NCBI's taxonomy places the organism in Eukaryota, Viridiplantae, Streptophyta, Magnoliopsida, Fabales, Fabaceae.
AUGGGAAAGAGUGCUACUAUUGAUGUUUAUUUUAAGAGAAAGAAUAGUGAGUCUUUGCCCUCAUCUACUCCCAAUGUUGCAUUGUCAAAUAGUGAAACUCCUUCUUCAAAGCUUCCUAGAAUUGAAAAUAAAGAGUAUUCUCCAAGUAAAGAUGCUGCAUUUUGUUUGCCUUGUUAUUUAUUUAGUAAACCAGGUGGUAGUGGUCGUGUUGGACUUAAUACAUUUGUUGUUGAGGGAUUUAGAAAUUGGAAAAAGGUUAAUGAAGGAGAAAAUUGUGCUUUUCUACGCCAUGUUGGGAAAAAUGCUAUGUCAAUGCAUAAAAAUGUUGUGAGUUCAAGUUGUGAUCUUAUGAACCAAUCUCAACAUAUUGAGAUAUUGGUUGAAAAACUUACUACUCAGGAGAUUGCAACUAAUCGUUUGAGACUACAAGUUUAUGUGGACGUGACAAGAUGGCUUGCUCUUCAAGGAUGUGCUUUUAGAGGUCACGAUGAAAGCUUAGAUUCAAUUAAUCGGGGUAAUUUUCUUCAGAUGAUAAAGUUUUUAGCUUCCUAUAAUCAAGAAGUUGCAGCAGUUGUUUUAGAAAAAGUGCCUCAAAAUGCAUCAUAUAGUUCCCCUCAAAUUCAAAAGGAAAUUCUUCAUGUUUUCUCUGAAAAGGUAAAGAAAACAAUACGAGAAGAAAUUUCCAAUGCCAUGUUUUGUCUUAUUGUUGAUGAAGCUAGUGAUGUAUCUAAAAAGGAGCAUAUGGCUAUUGUUUUGAGAUUCGUAGAUAAAGAUGAUUUUAUACCGGAAAGAUUUUUCAGUCUUGUACAUGUGGAAGAUACAAGUGCUAAGACUUUGAAACAAGGAAUACUCAACACUCUUUGUCACCAUAAUCUUGACGUUCAAAAUAUUCGAGGACAAGGCUAUGAUGGAGCUAGCAAUAUGCGAGGUGAAUGGAAUGGACUGCAGGCUUUAAUUUGCGCUGAGUGUCCAUAUGAUUAUUAUGUCCAUUGCUUAGCUCAUCGGCUUCAACUUGCCUUGGUUGCUGCAUCUCAUGAGCGUAAUGAUGAGUUAAAGGCUGCCCAAAAAAUUGAAAUUGCAAGAAUGAUUGCUAUUGAUGAACUCGAAUCAGGAGUUGGUCUUAAUCAGAUUGGUACUUUGCAUCGAGCUGGAGCUACUCGUUGGAGUUCUCGUUAUAAUUCCAUAUGCAGUUUGUUUAAAAUGUUUAAAAGCACAUGUGAAGUUCUUGACAAUAUUUCUAAUGAAGGAAAAACAGCAUCACAUCGUGGAGAUGCCGAUAAUGCAUACUCAUCGUUGACAUCUUUUGAUUUUGUCAUCGUAUUGCAUCUUAUGAAGGAAAUUAUGGGUAUUACUGAAGUCCUUUGUCAAGCUUUGCAACGAGAGUCUCAAGAUAUUUCAAAUGCUUUACAUCUGGUUUCAACUACAAAAGAGUUACUUCAGAAAUUAAGAGAGACAGGUUGGGAUGCUUUUUUGAUUCAUGUUCAAGAUUUUUGCAUAAAACAUGACAUUGACAUUCCAGAUAUGAGUGCAAAAUAUAUUGGAAGAAGGGGUCGUGCUCGAAAUGAACAAGGUGAUUUUUCUACUGAAAAGUUUUAUAGAGUAAAUAUCUUUUGUGCUACAAUUGAUUACCAAUUGCAAGAAUUAAAUAGCAGGUUCAAUGAUAAUACUGUUGAAUUACUUGCUUUGAGCAUGGCUUUAGAUCCAUGA